UCUCCUACUCCGUUCUCUCUCAGGGACCUCUCUCUGCUCUCGACUCUUUCUUCUACCUACAAAUUCCCACCCACCACCAAUCACCUCAUUACAACGCCGGCAAAUCUAUCUACGACCAUACUUCCGGUCCCGGAUACUACCUCUCGCCGCCAUUGAAGCUAGAACACAACUUCUUCUACUUCCUUUUCUUGGUUAGCAUCUGAUAAAUUCUACCAUGCAAUCUUCAAGCAGCUCGUUGAAGGUCUCUCCGCUUGAUCUGAUGUCCGCAAUUAUCAAACGGAAUAUGGACCCGUCAAAUGCGUCGUCGGAAUCAGCUGCUGAGGUGGCAACGUUGUUCAUUGAAAAUCGGGACUUUGUUAUGAUUUUAACGACGUCUAUCGCGGUUUUGAUCGGGUGUGUGGUGGUGUUGGUGUGGAGAAGAUCCAGCAGUCCGAAAUCUAAGUCUUCUGCCUUUGAACCUCCUAAGCCUUUGAUUGUUAAGGAGCCUGAGCCUGAGCAUGAUGAUGGCCAUAAAAAGGUCACCAUCCUUUUCGGCACUCAGACCGGUACCGCGGAAGGAUUCGCUAAGGCUUUGGCUGAAGAGGGAAAAGCGCGGUACGAAAAGGCGAAAUUUAAAGUUGUUGAUUUGGAUGAUUAUGCUGCUGAUGAUGAUGAGUAUGAAGAGAAAUUCAAGAAAGAGUCAUUGGUUUUGUUCUUUGUGGCUACAUACGGAGAUGGUGAGCCAACAGAUAAUGCUGCGAGAUUCUAUAAAUGGUUUACCGAGGGUAAAGAGAGAGGAGAAUGGCUUCAGAACCUUCAGUUUGGGGUGUUUGGUCUUGGCAACAAGCAAUAUGAACAUUUCAAUAAGAUUGCUAAAGUGUUGGAUGAGAUGUUUGAACAGCAGGGUGCAAAGCGUCUUGUUCCAGUGGGUCUUGGAGAUGAUGAUCAGUGCAUAGAAGAUGACUUUGCAGGAUGGAGAGAAUCAUUGUGGCCUGAGUUGGAUCAGCUGCUUCGGGAUGAGGAUGAUGCAACAACUGUUUCUACUCCCUAUACAGCUGCUGUAUUGGAAUAUCGGGUUGUAUUUUAUGAUCCUGAAAAUGCACCUUUAGAGGAUAAAAAUUGGAGUAAUGCAAAUGGACAAGCAGUUCAUGAUGCUCAACAUCCAUGCAGGUCUAAUGUUGCUGUGAGAAAAGAGCUUCAUACAUCUGCAUCAGAUCGUUCUUGCACCCAUUUGGAGUUUGACAUAGCUGGCACUGGACUCACAUAUGAAACUGGGGAUCAUGUUGGUGUAUACUGUGAGAAUCUUGAUGAAGUUGUCGACGAAGCUCUGCAAUUAUUGGCUUUAUCACCAGAUACUUGUUUCUCUCUCCAUUCUGACAAAGAGGACGGCACAUCACUUGGUGGAAGCUCCUUGCCACCUCCUUUCCCACCAUGCUCCUUAAGAACAGCUCUUACUCGAUAUGCUGAUCUGUUGAGUUCACCCAAAAAGUCUGCUCUACUUGCUUUAGCAGCUCAUGCUACUCAUCCAGCAGAAGCUGAUAGACUACGGCAUCUUGCUUCCCCUGCUGGAAAGGAUGAAUAUGCACAAUGGAUAGUUGCCAAUCAGAGAAGCCUCCUUGAGGUCAUGGUUGAAUUUCCAACAGCCAGGCCCCCACUUGGUGUCUUCUUUGCUGCAGUGGCUCCUCGCUUACAGCCUAGAUACUAUUCUAUCUCAUCAUCCCCAAGGAUGGCUCCAUCCAGAAUUCAUGUUACUUGUGCACUAGUUAUUGAGAAAACACCAGCAGGACGGGUACAUAAAGGAGUGUGCUCAACUUGGAUGAAGAAUUCUGUGCCUUUGGAGAAGAGCCAUGAAUGCAGUUGGGCACCCAUUUUUGUUCGGCAAUCAAACUUUAAACUUCCUGAGGACACCAAAGUCCCCAUCAUUAUGAUUGGCCCUGGGACUGGUUUGGCUCCUUUCAGGGGUUUUUUGCAGGAAAGGUUAGCCCUGAAAGAAGCUGGAGCAGAGUUGGGAUCCUCCAUAUUAUUCUUUGGUUGCAGAAACAGUAAGAUGGAUUACAUCUAUGAAGAUGAGCUCAACAACUUUGUUGAAAGUGGUGCACUUUCUGAGUUGAUUGUUGCUUUUUCACGUGAGGGACCUACCAAGCAAUACGUGCAGCAUAAAAUGUUGGAGAAGGCUUUGGACAUCUGGAACAUAAUUUCUCAGGGAGGAUAUAUAUACGUUUGCGGUGAUGCCAAAGGCAUGGCUAGAGAUGUACACAGAACGCUUCACACCAUUGUGCAAGAGCAGGGUUCUCUUAACAGUUCCAAGGCUGAGAACAUGGUGAAGAAUCUACAAAUGUCGGGUAGAUAUCUCCGCGAUGUAUGGUGAUAAAAUUUCCAAGUGAGCCUCAGGGUAAAGCCUGUAAUAUUAAAACAUAGGCACCAAAAUAUACAUAGUGAAGCCUGGUUUGGGAUGAAAGGAAAUUUAUGAGACUGCUACUCUAAUGGGUGCCUUCUGAAAGAGCAAGCAAGCAAGCAAACAAGUCACAACACUUUCACCUGUGAUUCUUCUUAUGCUUCUUGUUCCUAUUUUUUUGUUUAUGUAUACAAAAAUUACAAUAAUUAUGAGUAUGGUUUAGCUUAUGAGUUGUAACUUUCUUGGAUGAACCAAUAAUGGUUCAAAAUGAGAGACACCUAUAUGUAAUUUGCUUGUAUGGAUCAUGUGAAAUCUUUGCUUAUAUAAUUAAUUUUCCUUGUUUUACUGUCAAA
Molecule: messenger RNA, 2727 nt
Organism: Manihot esculenta (cassava)
Lineage: Eukaryota; Viridiplantae; Streptophyta; Magnoliopsida; Malpighiales; Euphorbiaceae
Product: NADPH--cytochrome P450 reductase
Exons: 18
Coding region: 215-2347 (710 amino acids)
Cellular component (GO): cytosol
Molecular function (GO): flavin adenine dinucleotide binding; NADPH-hemoprotein reductase activity; FMN binding
Source: RefSeq, a predicted model, not a curated record